GUGAUAAGUGAUAAGAAAGGGGUUUCACUUCUCUGGUUCUUCAAUACAAUAUUAUUUAUAUUAAUAUUAAUUUUAAUUAAGUUACCUCAUCCAUAAUGAUUCCGAAAGAGUCUUUCAAAAUCCACCUCGGUUAAAUAACUUUUUGGAAAACAACUUUGUAAACCAAUCUUUCAAUUUACCUCUGCUUUGAACUUACCAAAAUCUCAACUUACUCAAAAUGGGUUCAAAUUUUCACAUUGCUUUCUCUAAGAUGAUUCUCAAACAAUAUUCCUUUUGCCAAAACUCCUAUGUUUUAAGUGUGAGGAGCCAUUAUUUUAAGCGCACAAACUGUUUAAGAAGAUUCUCGACGUUGAAGUCAGAUACUACUCAUCCAUUAACGAAAGAAAAGGCUGAUGAACUUGUAAGGAAUUUAAGCCCAGAAGAAAGGGAAUACUUGCUAGAGUCAAUUCAUCAUGUGACAUCAGAUGAAACCAAAGCAGACUACAAAGAUCAAUUAGCUGCAUAUCGAUGGAGAUCAGAGUUCGGGAGACCAAGUAGGCUUGCUCAACUCGGAGAUGUUGAUCCUACUGGAUCAUAUUGUCCUUUACCAGAAGAUUGGUUGCUGCAAAAGUAUAAUUUGAAUCCGGAAACUGUCCCACAACCAACGCGUAGUGAUAUCAUAAGAGUUGCCAUCUUCAAUGCAAUCCCGUUUAUUGGCUUUGGAUUCUUAGAUAAUUUUUUCAUGAUCACUUUUGGUGAUACUAUAGAGGCAGCACUUAGUGGAUUCAUCGUCAUAACAACAAUGACAGCAGCUGCAUUAGGAAACACGAUAUCAGACAUUCUAGGGAUUGGCUCUGCAUGGUACGUUGAACAAGCUGUCAGCAAGCUUGGAUUUCAACCUCCUAAACUUCUCCCUGUUCAAAUGGACAUGAAAAUUACACGCCGAGCUGCAAAUAUGGGUCGUACAAUUGGUGUCACAGUUGGUUGCAUACUAGGCAUGUCACCAUUGCUAUUUUUAAAACCAAAACAGGAAAUUGAGGAGCCGGCAGCGGAGUUUACAGAUUAGUAUAUCUGCCUUGUGCAAUUUUUUAUCAGUUGCAUGAGUUUUUAUUUUUUUUUAAGUUAAUGUUUAACUUACCUUCAGUAUACUUUUAAACACAUUUCUGUCAUUGAUAAAGUAUAUGAGUAGAAAAAAGGUUCACCAGUUGAAUUGAAUCAUGCAAAAAGGGUGGAAGUAUGAAAACUUACAAGCUCUAGCUCUCCUGGUAUCCUGGUAAACAGUGGAAGCCAGGGCUCAUGAAUUUUUGGAAUUUCGCUCUUUUUAAAUGAGUUCAUUCAAUUUUCAAGUCCAUAGUUAAGUACAUAUCCACAACUACAGACUACUGCUUUGCUUUUGAAAUAAUUAUUUUGUCAAAUUUUGAGUCUUGGAUUUUGCUCUCCUAGAUUUUGAAAGUAGGCCCUUGCAGUUACCGCAUUAUUUUUAAAAAGUAAGUACAAACUUGCCAUCAGUUUGUAUUAAUCCAAAUUCGUGUUUUUUUAGGCAUUUUUGCUUAUCAUAAUAGAUUUUUGUCAGUUAUGUAAAAAUAUUAGAAGUGCGCUUUGAAGUGUGUCUCAAAGAGAGGAAUAGCGAACACCCUUACUUAGGGUUUGAUUUGAGUCUAUUGAUGUUGGACAUGAGCUAUGAAGUUUUGAAUCCAUGAUCUGGAGAUUGAAAUCAUCUCCUUGUUUUUACACCGAAGCCUGGUCCUAUUAGACUUUGUUAUGAUUCAACCUGUGGUUACAAUUUUCAAUAGGCGCCUUGGAUGUCUGUCUGUGGGCUCAAAAUGGUGUACACUUUAGUUUCUCCUUGUUCAAAUGUCAUCUAAUCUUUGAAGGAAAAGUCUUCCAGCCUAAAAGGAAAACCAUUUGAAGUUUUUAUUUCAAUAGAUAUUAGGACCAAGCCUUAAAAUAAAUAAAUAAAUAAAUAAAUUAGAAUCUCUGAGGUGGUCAAUGAACUUAUCUGAUUCUAAAGCUCUCUGUAUAGUAAUUAUUCUACUAUGUACAUAUAUGUGUACAAUCGAUUCUCCAAUUAAAGCUCUCAUCAUCAGGCUUUGCAUCAGGAGAGAGGCAGGUCUUUCUCUAAUUGAUUUAAGUUGAAAAGAAGUCAAUGAGUAUCAGAACCUACAAUAUUGACCUUUACUAAUAUUUUUCCUUUAUUCGCAGGAAAAGUUAGUUUUUCAACUCUGACCAUAGACAAAAUCACUGAAUCAAGAUAUCAUAGUCAAUUAGUCAUAUUACCUUAAUGCUCCUAGUGAACAUAAUUUCGAAUGAAAAAACGUUUUUUCCAAUAAAGAUCCUGUAACCAUUCCUCAGACAUGUUCCCUCACAUUGAGGAGUGCUGAGUUGAUCUAGUAAUCAAUGAGCUUUUUGAGUAAUAUUUAAUUCUUGCCCAGUUAAAAAGAAGCACUUAGUCCACAUGGAUUUUUCUGAAUUUUACCCAUUAAAAACGAGUUCAAAGUUGGAUAUUUUGAGCCUUCAUUUUAUUACACAUCGUCAAGAAAGCCAAAGCGGCGUCCGAAAAUAUCAUUUCCGCAGGGGGUGCAUUUUUACGCUGCCCCCUUUUGGUGAUUUAUGGCCCAUGUAUCUAUUAUCAAUGCAUUCCUGCAGGAACUAUGAUUUGCAUCAUAAAGUUUGCGCUGUCAAAAGUAUACCUGCAGCACGGAGGAUCGUUUUGGGAGACAUCUUGGCUUUCUCAAAGAUGCAGGUUUAAAUGGGGGCUCAAAAUAUGCAACUUUGAACUUGUUUUUCAUCGAUUGUAUCAUGAACGAAUUCCUGUGAACCAAGUGAAGUCUUUAGUCUUCAACAAAAAUGCAAGAAAAAAGUAUUACUGAGCAAAUUCAUCGCUAUUUUCUUCUCUCCAAUAACCAUGAAAGCCUUUUUGUUGCCAAUUAAUUAGUUUAUUAAUGAACAAACACAAGACAAGUAAAUAUGUUUGCAAAUGAAUUGAGCUUACGCUAAAUAAGUGGAUCACCUUUUGGAAAAAUACUUUUUGAAUCUGCUAUCUUCCAUUAUGCAUUUAGUAUCAGUCCUAAAAUGAAGACAGUAAAUCUUUCAUUGCACCCUGGAAGUCCGACAAAUCUACCCGGUGAGAGAGAUUCCUUUUUGUUACCUUUAAUUUUGUACAGAUACUCAAUUUUUUAAAACGCACAAGAUACCAGAUAUAUUUAUUGAUUAAUUUCCCUUACUAGAAGGGAAUUGUUCAGUAUUUUGUCUUUUAAAUUACUGAGCGACUGAUAAAAUAUAACUGACUUUUUCUAUUUCUGAAUAUUUGGUCAGCAGAAGCUUGAAAUGUAACUUGUAAUAAUUGUCUAUUAUCGUUAAUGUUGCUAGACUUUCCAAAGGAGUAACCAGAAGGCGAGGCAGAAGCUCCCAUAGAGCAAUUUCUUGUCAUUCUAAUGAGAUGUUUACAGGAAACUCUCUCUAGUAUCGUAGUCUUUAAGGUGCUAGUUUAAUUCUUGUUCAUUUUAGGUCAAUAAAAAAAGUAGAUUUGCAUUAAAAUUUGGCAAUUUCAUACCCUGAACAUGCCACAUUAGAAUUUCAGAUAUGACUCCCUGGAAUAUUUUUUUUAACCACACCUUUUAAACCGCUAUCACUGUAGUUUGGUUUGAUAUUUGGUAUUUUUGCCCCAAAAUAUUUUUAGAAACUCGCCUAUGCUUUAAUUUUAACAACUCAAUCUCAAUUUAUAUGGAAUAAGGUCCUUUUUCCCAGGAACAGUCAAAUUAAAGUACUUUUACAUGCAUAAAAAUACAUAGUCAAUUCUGCUGAGCUAUUUGUUGCUUAAAUAAUGGACGAAUUACUGACAAUAUGCCGUCUUAUUUUUCCUAGGUGAAGUAUUAUACAAAUGCACUUUUAAAACAAAUUCACGGAAAAUGUUAUUUAUAUUUUUUAUAAACCCUAAAUCAUUGCUUGUACGUCUUUAUAUUAUCUUAUUAUUCUUAAAUAAUAUUUCCGCCUGACGUAGUCUUAGGCUUACUUGAUUUUGAUCAGUAUUAUUGUUUACCAAACUAAGAAUAGUCUAAUUGAAUGAUCGCAAAUUCAUUGAUAAGAUUUUGACUUGUUUUCAAUUUUUUCUCACAAAGGAAUCUGAUUAUUAAUUUAUUUAUUAAUUCAUCUAUUUUUUGUAAUUUUGCCGUGCAAUGUACUUACUUAGUCAUUAAGUUCUCCAAUAAUCAGGGUAUUGCAAACAGCGAAUUUUGUAAAAAUUGAGCAUCGACGGCUAAAUUCAAAAAAUGCAUAUCUUGGAUUGCAACAUUGUAGCUAAGUCAAUGCUCGUAUUUAAUUUUUUUAAAGUGAGACUAGCCAAUAGUUUCUACUGAAAUUCUCUGUGUAUUAUCUUCGCUCAUUCUAAAAAAAUCAUACAAAAUUUCAAGGAAACAUUUUGGUAAGUCUCGCCAUUAAAUCUUGCUUAAAAUUUCCUCAGUUUGGCUUACACCGAAUCAUUAACAUACCCUCCAUUAUUGAGAGCAGAAUUCCAUCUCUAUCUAUCUUUCAUUGUUGUUGUUAACUUUUUAUGUUCACUUGUUAAUUUUCAUUUAUUACUACGUAUUCGUAAUUUUAAUUAUUUUUGAGUGCAAGCGUUUAAUCAUUGUUACUUUGUUCUGAGUUCAAAAUGUUUCACAUGAGAAUAAAAAGUAUUAAGUUUAACCCUCGCCUGUUGUGACUUAUCAGUUAAAUACCCUUAAUUAUUCCGCCUUGUUGAGCUAUACUGUAGAAAACCAUGACAACAUAUACUUUAAAUUAUCAGCUGUUCUAACCUCAAUAUAAUCAAAACAAGAAAAGAAAUGCCCGUAUGCUUGUCAAAUGAUUAAAAAACUUGUACCUUGUGCAGCGCUACUACUUUACUCUCGCGGGUUUUGUAUUUUUGGGAAUCCUUUUGCUGACUGGCUUGUAAAAAAUUCCGAGACAAAAGGCCCAUUCCUAGCCAGCCUGCUCUUCUCAAGUGCAGCUUUGAUAUUUACUCAUAGAUUUUUCAUUCCCUCCAGGAAUAUUCGCCCAUUGCCAUAUUUUCUUGGUACCUUUUUUGAUUUUUGGUUCUCUUUGGUCGUUCUUGAGAUUUCGUAUGCCCUCAUUUGGAGGCCUAUAGAGCUCUUCAUCCUUCUUCACUUACCAUAUUUAGUCCAUGACUUUUUCAAAUCCUUGGCCAGCUAACUUCUCUGACCAUGGUCAAGAUGCAAGAAUAAUUUGAACUUGUCUGUCAGAAGCUGAUGAAUUCAUCGUCACAAUUUUAUGAGCACAAGUGAAAGAACUAUGCACAGUAGAAACAGGGCUAAAACAUAGGAAAUAGAAAUUAAGAGUUUUUAAUGAGAGUUGAUAAAAUUUGGUUUGUAAUGUACCUAGUGUAAGGUUAUUAAUAAAAAUGAAAAAAAAGACAGCAAAACGACGGGGAAAAAACUCAUUUAAGUAGGUAUAUCUGAAUUCCAAAAUGUCAAUUAAAUAGUUAUGUUUACUCAGACUAUUUACAGAAUAUCUACCUCUCAA
This is a messenger RNA of Bemisia tabaci, 5496 nucleotides long. The record is from RefSeq and is a predicted model, not a curated record. NCBI's taxonomy places the organism in Eukaryota, Metazoa, Arthropoda, Insecta, Hemiptera, Aleyrodidae.